AUGUGGGAAGAACGCUAAGAGAGCCAUCUAAAAAUGGGUGUUAAAACAUUCACUCAUAACUCCCCUGCUCACAGUCAGGAGAUGCUGGGGAAGCUGAACAUGCUCCGCAACGACGGCCACUUCUGCGACAUCACCAUCCGCGUGCAGGACAAGAUCUUCCGGGCACACAAGGUGGUUCUGGCAGCCUGCAGCGACUUCUUCCGCUCCAAACUCGUUGGCCAAGCAGAGGACGAGGGCAAGAGCGUGCUGGACCUGCACCACGUGACGGUGACGGGCUUCAUCCCGCUGCUGGAGUACGCGUACACGGCCACGCUGUCCAUCAACACCGAGAACAUCAUCGACGUGCUGGCCGCCGCCAGCUACAUGCAGAUGUUCAGCGUGGCCAGCACCUGCUCGGAGUUCAUGAAAUCCAGCAUUUUGUGGAACACACCCAACAGCCAGCAGGAGAAGGUGCUGGAUGCAGGACAGGAGAGCGGUGCAAACUGCAAUUUCACCUCGCGGGACGGCAGCCUGUCGCCGGUGUCCUCCGAGUGCAGCGUGGUGGAAAGAACCAUCCCCGUGUGCCGGGAGUCGCGCAGGAAGCGCAAAAGCUACAUUGUCAUGUCUCCUGAGAGCCCCCUCAAGUGCAACACACAAACCAGCUCCCCCCAAGUGCUCAAUCCUUCCACUUCCUACCCAGAGUCCAGAAAUCAGCCCGUGGACUCGUCCUUAGCCUUUCCCUGGACUUUUCCUUUUGGAAUUGAUCGAAGGCUUCAGUCAGAAAAGGUGAAGCAGGCGGAGAACUCUAGGACUUUGGAAAUGCCUGGGCCCUCCGAGUCCAGCAGGAGGAUGGCAGAUUAUGUGACUUGUGAGAGCACCAAGGGCAGCUCUCCCCUGGUGAUCGAGGAGGACGUGCGAGUCAAGGUGGAGAGGCUCAGUGACGAGGAGGUGCACGAGGAGGUGUCCCAGCCUGUGAGCGCNUCCCAGAGCUCCCUGAGCGACCAGCAGACGGUCCCAGGGAGUGAGCAAGUGCAGGAGGAUCUCCUGAUCAGCCCUCAGUCUUCAUCUAUAGUCUUCAUCUAUAGUCUGGAGAACGUUCAGUAUCCCUACCAACUCUACAUUGCUCCUUCCACCAGCAGCACAGAGAGGCCCAGCCCCAACGGUCCCGACAGACCCUUCCAGUGUCCCACGUGCGGGGUGCGCUUCACCCGCAUCCAGAACCUGAAACAACACAUGCUCAUCCACUCAGGCAUUAAACCCUUUCAGUGUGACCGCUGUGGGAAAAAGUUCACCCGCGCUUACUCGCUCAAGAUGCAUCGCCUGAAGCACGAAGGUAAACGCUGUUUCCGGUGCCAGAUAUGUAGUGCCACUUUCACUUCCUUCGGGGAAUAUAAACACCACAUGCGGGUUUCCCGGCACAUUAUCCGCAAGCCUCGGAUUUACGAGUGCAAAACAUGCGGCGCCAUGUUCACCAACUCUGGAAAUUUAAUCGUUCACCUGAGGAGCUUGAACCAUGAAGCGUCAGAGCUAGCAAACUACUUCCAGAGCAGUGACUUCCUAGUACCGGACUACUUAAACCAGGAACAAGAGGAGACCCUCGGGCAGUAUGAGCUAGGGGAGCAUGGCUUUGAGAGCAACUCUUCUGUCCAAAUGCCUGUCAUUUCACAGGUGUCAUCUACUCAGAAUUGUGAAAGCACUUUCCCCUUGGGGUCUCUGGGUGGGUUGGCAGAGAAGGAAGAAGAUGUGCCAGAGCAGCCAAAGACUAACACCACUGCUGAGGCAGCCGCGGGUGACCCUCCCAAACCGGAGCUGUCAUCUAUUACUAUCGAAUAAUUCAUGGUUUGGUUUCAUUUUUGUUCUUUGGAAAGUGCCUGUGUUUGGUCCUGUACAUUUUAAUUUAAUUUUUUUAAACGAAAAGUGGGGAGAUUUUCCCCUUUUUACUUUGUAAGCUACGCUUUAAACUGAAAACUGCGACAGAUGUUACGUUAUUUUUCAUGACUGAAUGGUCACUUCUGUGAAAAUAUUUAAGACUGAUUGCACAAAAAAAGAUCUUGUCAGAACAUCAUGGAAGCUGUGAUAUACUUCUAAAGAAGAACAACUGAUUCAGAUCACUUUAACUAUUCCUUCUUCCACAGUUAGAGCAGCUCAUUAAGUUUCUCUUGCUUCUGCAGGCCCUCUGGUUAAGGGAGAGAAAUCAGAGGAAACCUUUUUCAAAUGAUAAACAAAAGGAUGCAUUGGAAACCAUGAUUGAACAGUUUUGACUAGUUUUGCGUGGAUGCUUUAAUCUUCUGCAUAAAGAAGUGACACUUCCUAUAUGUGCCUGCUGUUUUUCAAAGCCCUUACUGUGCCCUGUGCUUGGAAAUGGUGAGUGGUUUUGAAAGGAGCAGUCACACACUUCUUCAAAACACACAUCCCUGUCCAGCCCAGAUGAAUGCCAGGUAUUCCUACUUCUUCUGUUCCAGUCCUUUUAGAAACUGCUUGAUCAAAUAGCCUAAACAGAUCAGGCCAGCUGAGGCUGGGCAUGCAAAGUCUAAAGGUGCCCCAGGAAUUGGGAAUGAUGGAGAAGUGUUCAGCCUGACAAACAUCUCCUGACUGUACCUGUCUGUAGAUGGGGAACCACAAAGGAAAAUGAAGGUUUUCCCAAACUGAAAUUCUUAAACCAUGGCCAGAUUAUUUGCAGUUCUGAUCAUUGCCCCCUCACAUACACACUGUGUUUUUACUAAUCUGAGAUUUAGCUAGAGGGAGUUUACAGAUUGGAAAAAAUAAGCUCUUUUGUGCAUUAUUGCACUUUUUUUUUUUUGUUUAUACAUAUGUAUGUAUAGUUUCAGAGAUUUUUACUAGCCUGCUUUGGAUAAAACAAGCAAUUUAUUCUCUCUAAGGAUAACUUUCUAACCAACAGGGGGCUGUUUACAAAAAGCCUAUAGAGCAAUGAUGAAUUGUUCCUGUUUCAAAACACUUUAAAUCCUUGCCAACUCGGUUUAUUAAAGGCCAUUACUCCAGCUACACACACAGCUCAAGCAAGCAAUAAACUGAAAUAUUUGCAAUUUCAUUUUUCCAUAUUUAGAAAAAGCUACAAAUGGAGGGUGUGGGAUUUUCAGAGCAGUGAGUCUUGUUUGGUCGAGGCUGUUUGGGCUCAAGUACUGCUUUGAAACCUAAAUUAGGAAGUACAUUAGGAGAUUUGUGAUUUUUCUUACAGCUUCUGAAGUUAACUCAGUGUUUGAUGCCAAAUGCCCACGGCCUACAGAUGAUGUGCUGAGUGAGUAGGUAUUGCUUGAUCUCAGUAUUCCAAAGGCAUGAUUUACUCCCUUAGUUUUGAGUCUUUUUUUUUUUGUAAAUUGCUAUUUUCUGUUAUUUUCCGGAUUUGUUUUCUGCAAACAUGAGGAGGAAAUGAAAGCAAUAGAGAAAGGUUGCUCCUGAAGAAACAGAAGACACAAAAGUCGUAUUAUAUUGCACAUCAAUUUGUAUUCAGUCAGCCUAGGCAGCUCUGAUACUCUCUGAGACUGAGUUCUUUCUAUUAAUAGCCAGCUUUUGUAAGGAAAAAAGUUUAUUGACCUUUGGAAAGUGUUUAAAGGGUUUCAGUGACUUCAGCAAUUUUUCUCUUUUUAGGUUAAACCCACAUAUUUUAGUUAAACAGAGUGAAAACAGUUGGGAUUUAAGUACUUUCCAGGUUGCUGGAAUGAGGUUUCUCCACCAGAUCCAAAGGGUGUUUUAGAAACAUGCUGCAAAGAACUUCUGUGCUGCAAUUCAGUCUUGAUUAUAUCUACCUUUGUGAGGCUUCUUAAAAGGGCUUGAAGGAGAAAUGCUUUUUCUGGGCUGGGAAAUAGCCCAGUGCCUGCUGAUGAGCUGAAUUUAGAGACCAGUUCCCUUCCACUUGUGAUUUCUCUGAGAAGCCAGUGAGACAAGACAAAGCCUUUUGCUGAGCUUUGUUCUGACCCAGAGGGCUGCAACACCGAGCUCAAACCCAGCGUUUUCGCUUUUUCCUGAAUGUUCCACAGGUAAAUGAGAGUCCUUUGUGAGUCAUGUUCUGAGCAGGGCUUCACCCAAACCACAUUUCCUGACUGCACAGAUGAAAUAAUCAAAGGUGGGCAGGGAUGAGGUGGAGGACACAAUCUGAUCAUUAAAAUCUGAUCAUUUUCAUCCCUGAACUAUUUUGCUAAAGAGUUCAUUGGUGAGAAGGUACAAAUACACCACAGACAUACCUGCAUAUUGGAUUUUUAAGACUUAAAAUUUUGAGUCAGAAGGCAAAUUGCUUUCAGAAUACCAAAGAGAAAGGGGAAAGUUACAAAGACUUUACAACUCUGAUCUGUUCUUCCUGGAAAAGAAAUAAGGAUCAUUAACACUGAGGUACAAGGCAAGGCCUGGGGUUCAUUGUUCAUUGCACCGUGUGUUACACAUUAUCUUUCCAGCCUCCUAAUUUCUGGGGAACAUCUUAAUUUAGUUCUCACUUUUCAAUCUGGUUCAACUGGAGGAAUAAUAGAGUUCUUGGAGGAUUUUGUUUGAUUGGUUUAGGGUUGAGUUUACUUGUUAAUUUUCCUGUCUGUAAUUGUUUCUUGUUAAUAUCUCUUUUGUCCAUAGAAAUGAAUACGGUUUAAAUGCAAACACCUUUUUAUUCCUCCUCUCUAAAACUUGUUGGAAGUGUUCAGUUCUUUGAAAUGCUGGUGUUCUCCACAAGAGAGAUGUAAAAACACAGGACAUCUUCAAACAAUUUCUGUUGCUCAUGUGCUUGGAUUCCAAACAGAGCAAGAGAGAGAACUAAAACAGAAAAAAACUUGCCUUAAACUACACUUGGGAUUAAACCUAAACCAUCCAUUUCUUUCAGCACAUUAUCAGAGGGGUUUGAAUUCUGGGAUGCAUUUUCUUAUUUCUUCUUCGCUUUUUUUCCCUCCCUCCCAAAACAAUCCAUUAUUUAGUGUGCAUUUCUGUGUCUGCUAGACAAGGGUCAGGGCUGAUGUGUUCAGCCCUCCUGCUGCAAGCAGAGUGAGCCCAGGUGGUGUCCCCACAGCUGGAGUUCAGUUGUCAGGCUCGCAGAGACCACGGCCAAGUCUCUCAUACUGAGAGAUCAGUAGACUCGGGUAUUGGAAAUGGUUCUGGCUUCACAUGGAUUCUGAGUCGAAAAGAUGUGAAUUUAAACUUUUUAAAAAAGUAAUAGCUGCCAAUGCAGUCAGAUAUAUUUUAUAAGACUAUGAUCCCUAUAUGUCCCCUGUGGGAUGGAGUUUUAUUGUUUUUAAGCUAUGGUUUAAGGUUUUAUAUGAGGGCUUCAGGCACUUCUUGGUCGCUGGUUCCACCCUGCAGCCCCGGGUGGGAGGGCUGAGGUGAGUGCUGGUCUCUCUCAGAGACAAACCAGGAAGCAUUUUAUAUGCAAAUCCAGCAGGAGCUUUGUGCACCCUGCAGGGAUGAGAGAAUUCAGAUGGAGGAGCACCUGCUGCUCCUCCAUCCAUUGCAACUUCCACACCAUCAGAAAAUGGCAAAUAGCUGAUUUUCAUUCAGGCCACUCACGUUCCAGUUUUGCUCACAAGGUGAAAUCCUGUUUUGGAGGGUUCUCAUCUCCAACUGUAGACAUAAUAAAUCCCAUAGCAUCGUGAUGAUGGCAGGUAAGAGGGUUCAAGACAGUACCUCACCACAUCCGAGGUACCUGGUAAAUAGAGUGGGUUCCAAGUAUUUGAGGAAAUGUACCACAAAAGAAACAAAUGUGAAUUUUUUUAGUGCAACAGUACUUACUGCUCUGGAUUUUCGUUCACUCCGUGUGCUAGCACAGUAACUCCGUGUCCCACAGCUCUCAGCUACAAAUCUGGUUGCACUAAAAAAAAAAAUGGAAUCUGGUGCUGCCAGCCUGUGUGGCAACUGUACCUACAGUCUUCCUGAGGGUUGCUGAAGUCCCCAGAAGAGUGAUUUUGUUUCACCAUUCAUUUAGCUGUGCAUGCUUUUGAUAUUCUGACCUGUAACCCUGGCUACACCGAGUCCUUGGACAGCUUCCUUGCUCUGCUCUGCAGUGCCUUCACUCGAGGUGCUGCCCAUGGUGAAACCCCAAAGAGGGAAAAGUGGAAGCUGGAGGGAAAAAAAAAUGUGAAUUAAAUUAUUGUUGGGCUUCUUUGUGCAUUUUAGUAACAGUGAAACCCCCUUAACUGUGCCAGUCUCCAGUCACCAGCCGUAUAUCAGUCAUCAUCUCAUCCUCAGUACAGCUUCUCUUGUUGAUGCUGGCCACAGCUAGAUUACUUGGCAUGUUUAUUGACCUAACAGAAUUGGUUUUGGGUUUUGGUUUUGUUUUUUAAUGUAUACGAUGUUUAAAUACACUUCACAUUUUAUAUAAUACUAUCUGGCUAUUAGUAUUUUUCAGGAACCAUAGUUCUUGGUGGCUAUAUAUAUUUUUGUGACUUUUUUUGUAAACUAAGUGCCGUUUCAACGUUACAAUCAUUUUUAGAGUUAUUGUAAUCAAUGUGAAUAUCAUGUUUUUUCAAAUCUGUUCUGAGCCUGUAGUGUUUGCUUUGUGAUCAUAUGUGUAAUGUAUAUAUUCUGUAUAGUUACAUUGUAUUGAAAUACUAGCUUGUUUGAUAUAAGAAAAGUAUGUAUUGGGUACCUUUUUGCUAGCCUGGUUGUUUAAUCUUUAAAAAAAAAGUUCCAAAAUACAAAAAAAAAAAAUCUCCAAACUGGUCCCAUUAUAGGUCAAAAUUAAGGGGGGAGAAAAAUUAGUUUUGAGUGUCUUUGGAUAGAAAUAUGAAGCUAAGAUUUUUCAUUAAAAUAUUAAUGUUUUAUGGAGUAUA
Molecule: messenger RNA, 6737 nt
Organism: Zonotrichia albicollis (white-throated sparrow)
Lineage: Eukaryota; Metazoa; Chordata; Aves; Passeriformes; Passerellidae
Source: RefSeq, a predicted model, not a curated record